This is a messenger RNA of Telopea speciosissima, 908 nucleotides long. RefSeq names its product probable LRR receptor-like serine/threonine-protein kinase At1g53430. Gene Ontology annotation, biological process: protein phosphorylation. The transcript is spliced from 3 exons. The record is from RefSeq and is a predicted model, not a curated record. The coding region runs from base 290 to 670 and encodes 126 amino acids. Lineage: Eukaryota; Viridiplantae; Streptophyta; Magnoliopsida; Proteales; Proteaceae. Gene Ontology annotation, molecular function: ATP binding; protein kinase activity.
AGAUGAUAUUUAAAGUGGGCAUCAGAAAAGGUUAUUACAAUGUGUGUGUAGGAAACAUUUUCUCAAAAUAUAUGAGCAUCUCUAAUUUUUCUUUAUUUGAUCAUUUAAAGGUCCAGAAGAAAGUAAACUGAAAUUGGAUUGGCCUACGAGACACAAGAUCUGCAUUGGGAUAGCAAGAGGUUUAGCUUUCCUCCACGCAUAAUCUAGAUUGAAGAUUGUUCAUAGAGACAUCAAAGCUACUAAUGUUUUACUCGAUGAAAAUCUUAACCCCAAGAUAUCUGACUUUGGCAUGGCCAAGCUUAAUGAAGAGGACACUCACAUCAGCACACGAAUUGCUGGAACUAUAGGAUAUAUGGCACCAGAGUAUGCCAUGAGAGGUUACCUGACUGUUAAAGUGGAUGUUUACAGCUUCGGGGUAGUUGCCUUGGAAAUUGUCAGUGGGAAGAGCAACACCAACUUCAGGCGAAAGGAGGAAUGUGUUUACCUUCUAGACUGGGCCCUCUUUCUGAAUGAAAGAGGAAACUUAAUGGAAUUAGUGGAUGAAAAGUUGGGUUUGGAAUUCAAAAAGGAAGAGCUGUUGGGGGUGCUAAAUGUGGCUUUGCUAUUCACUAAUGCAUCUCCAACUCUUAGACCUACCAUGUCAGUUGUGGUAAGCAUGCUUGAAGGCUGAGCUGCAGUUCGGGAGUUUGUUCCAGAUUCAAGUAUCUCUAGUGAAGAUAUGAGAUUCAAGGCUAUCAGGAAUCAUUGUCAAAAUGGCCAAGAUCAGAGCAUAACUGAGAGCCUCACCCAUAGUACAUCUAUAGAUGGACCAUGGACUGGGUCUUCCACAUCUGUUCCUGAUCUUUACCCAGUCAAUCCAGACUCCCAAUACUAGAAUGACAGAAAUAGCCUACUAUAAACUCUCUGGU